AUGACGGACCGGCUCCCGCCCAACCUGCUUGCGCUCUUCGCGCCGCGCCCGCCGCUGCGCUGGGUGCCGCCCUCGGACCACGCGCCCGAGCUGCGCAAGACGGCCGCCGUGUCGGGGGUCGCCCAGUUCCUGCCGGCCCUGGCCGAGUACGAGCGCGAGUACGAAUACCACCCGACCGAGAGCUGGCUCGAGGCCCGCGACCGCAAGAAGCGCGAGAAGUUGCAGCAGGUCGAGGAGGCCGUUACCGAGGGGCCGAAGAAUUACUCGCCGCAUGAUGACCCUAACAUCCGUGGUGAUGCGUUCAAGACGUUGAUCGUGGCGCGUCUGGAUUACAGCGCCGACGAGAAGGACCUGGAGCGCGAAUUUGGACGGUUUGGGCCCAUUGAGCGCAUUCGCAUCAUUCGUGAUACCCAUGCCCACGAGAAGGGAAACAAGAAGAAGAAACCCCAUCGCGGCUACGGCUUCGUAGUGUUCGAGCGCGAGAAGGACAUGAGAGCUGCUCUGGAUGGAUGUGAUGGUAUCCGCAUCAAGGAUCGCCGUAUCAAGGUUGACGUUGAGAGGGGCAGAACCGUCAAAGGCUGGAAGCCCCGCCGCUUGGGAGGUGGCCUCGGCGGCCGCGGGUACACCAAGGCGUCCAUGGCCAGACCCAUGGGUCCCGGCGGUUUUGGCGGUGGGUUCCGCGGCGGCUUUGGUGGUGGCUUCAGGGGCGGACGCGAUCGUGGAUUCCGUGGCGGCGGCGGCGGCUUUGGAGACCGGGGUGGGUUUCGUUCCGGCCCUGGUGGUCCCGGCGGCGGCGGGUAUGGAAACCGCGAUCGCGGUUUCGGCGGGCCCCCUAACGCACCCAGCGGACCUGGCGGUGGUGGCUACGGCGGCCGCGACGGCCAUCGGGACGGCCCCAGAGGAGGAGGGGGUGGUGGGUAUGGCCGUGACGGUGGCGGCUCGCGCUCAUAUGAUGACAGAUCUGGCGGCGGAGGCUUCCGCGACCGCAACCCCCGGCAGUCUGGCAGCAACAUGGAGCCCAUCCGACCGCGCGGCGGCGGCGAGAAUGGUGGGUACGGCGGCAGCGGUGGCAGAGACUACGACCGGCCCAGAGACCACGACGACUCCCGGAAGCGCGGCUUCGACGGCGGCUACGAAGACCCCAGGAAGUUGCGACGCUACUAA
Molecule: messenger RNA, 1164 nt
Organism: Chaetomium globosum CBS 148.51
Lineage: Eukaryota; Fungi; Ascomycota; Sordariomycetes; Sordariales; Chaetomiaceae
Exons: 4
Coding region: 1-1164 (387 amino acids)
Biological process (GO): mRNA splicing, via spliceosome
Cellular component (GO): U1 snRNP; U2-type prespliceosome; precatalytic spliceosome
Molecular function (GO): U1 snRNA binding; mRNA binding
Source: RefSeq, a predicted model, not a curated record